Messenger RNA from Dicentrarchus labrax (European seabass), 959 nucleotides. RefSeq names its product tubulin-specific chaperone E-like. The record is from RefSeq and is a predicted model, not a curated record. Bases 330 to 740 code for a protein of 136 amino acids. The transcript is spliced from 6 exons. Gene Ontology annotation, molecular function: protein binding. Lineage: Eukaryota; Metazoa; Chordata; Actinopteri; Moronidae.
UCUCUCUCUCUCUCUCUCUCUGUCUCUCUCUCUCUCUCUCUCUGUCUCUCUCUCUCUGUCUCUGUGUCUCUCUGUCUCUCUCUCUCUCUCUCUCUCUGUCUCUCUCUGUCUCUCUCUCUCUCUCUCUCUCUCUCUCUGUCUCUCUCUCUGUCUCUCUCUCUCUCUCUCUCUCUCUCUCUCUGUCUCUCUCUCUCAGUGGAGUGUGGUGGACGAGUUGGCCUAAAACAGCUGAUCAGCUGCUGAUCGCCAAACUGGGUGGACUGGAGGUUCUGAACGGCAGCAAGGUGCAUCCCGAGGACAGAAAGGGGGCGGAGCUCGACUACAUCAAGAUGUUUGGAGAGGAGUGGCUGAAGGCGGGCGGGGGGGCUCAGCCCGGCAGCGAGUUCACCUGUCAGCACCCACGUUACCUGAGCCUCAUCCACAAGUACGGAGCUCCUGAGGAAGGCGAGCUGAGGAAGCCGAAGUCGUUUGCCCUGAAAAACCAGCUGUUAAAGAUCACGUUUGUGUGUCCAGACGACGGCGAGCGGAAGCCGAUCGAGAAGAAACUUCCAGCCUCCAUGGAGGUCCAGAAGGUGAAGGGACUCCUGUACCGACUGCUGAAGGUUCCUGCUGCAGAUCUGAAGCUCACCUACACCAGCCUCAAGAAAGUUGGGACGGAGUUUGAGAUCGACAGCGACCUGAAGACUCUACAGUUUUACUCCAUAGAGGACGGAGACCAGGUGUUGGUCCGCUGGUCCUGAGCCGGGACCUGGACCCAGGAGGUGAAGAAAAUCCUGAAUAUCCGUAAAAUAAUCAGUUCAGUCACUGAUAGAAACGACAAAAUGAACCUUUCUGUCAGUGAGUAAACUGACUGUAUUUCAUAUUAUAUUCAAUGUGUAUCAAUAACAACAAGAGAUGUUAUUUUAUGUUUCUGUUUAAAUCGUCUGACAUUGAAAUUCAAAUAAAAAUCUGUCACUCAC